AUGGCAUCCACCGGAUACUCUCCUCGCGGCCGUCCUCUUGCUGUCGCACUAGCCGGUGCUAUUACUCUCGCUGUCGGCGCUAUGGUGUUUGCCAAGUCGGAUUCCAAGAAAGACGUUCAGUCAGAUUCCAUGUAUCACCCUGCUGGAGCGGAAGGGACUCGUAUGACAGCCGAGGGCAAGACUGACGCUCGCUACGACUCGACGUCCAUCCGAGAGAAAGUUCACGAGCUUCCAGGGAAGCGUUAG
Coniophora puteana RWD-64-598 SS2 is the source of this 246-nucleotide messenger RNA. RefSeq lists its product as uncharacterized. Lineage: Eukaryota; Fungi; Basidiomycota; Agaricomycetes; Boletales; Coniophoraceae. The record is from RefSeq and is a predicted model, not a curated record. The coding region runs from base 1 to 246 and encodes 81 amino acids. The transcript is spliced from 3 exons.